Messenger RNA from Baudoinia panamericana UAMH 10762, 159 nucleotides. RefSeq lists its product as uncharacterized. The transcript has a single exon. The coding region runs from base 1 to 159 and encodes 52 amino acids. Lineage: Eukaryota; Fungi; Ascomycota; Dothideomycetes; Mycosphaerellales; Teratosphaeriaceae. The record is from RefSeq and is a predicted model, not a curated record.
AUGUAUUUGAUGGUCUACGAGAAAGCCAGACGACAGAUGUUCCGCCUCGCAGCGGCUGCACGAAGCGGAGUCGUGAUAGCAACCUACUGCAUCACGACACAGUCAUAUAUUCAUGAAGCACGGUUGCAACAUCUGCAUCGGAUGAACGGCACUGAUUAG